Messenger RNA from Rhipicephalus microplus (southern cattle tick), 2313 nucleotides. It is a transcript of the gene Pldn, whose product is annotated as biogenesis of lysosomal organelles complex 1 subunit pallidin. Gene Ontology annotation, cellular component: BLOC-1 complex; transport vesicle. Gene Ontology annotation, biological process: intracellular transport. The record is from RefSeq and is a predicted model, not a curated record. NCBI's taxonomy places the organism in Eukaryota, Metazoa, Arthropoda, Arachnida, Ixodida, Ixodidae.
UUGCGCAAAAAUUGUUUCUGCUGACCUACUGUGUGUUGUUCAUGCACUUUAGCAGCUGUUCGCAGCGCUUCAGCUGCUUCAGCCCCAAGUUUUCUUGCCAAGGUGCAGGUGUAUCACCGCAACUCGACGAGGCGGCUAUAUUACAGCUAAUUGCCGCUGGGCCACUCGUAAACGCUGCUCCCUAGCUCAAGUGAGAGCUUUGGAGGAGCAUGGCUACAACUACCAUGGAGCAGAUAGGCCAUGUUGACGAACUUCGCGCCUUGCAAGCAAGCCUAGGUGAUCUGACGCGCAACCAGGGCUUGCUCUUGGACACAGUACAGCAGGAAAACAACCGCUUUGCUGACGCCUUGGGGAGUCUCGAUGAUGUGCUGCAGCGGGCACGAGUGUACCAGGCCAAAUUGGUGCGCAUCAAACGCGACAUGGCAGAGCUUCAGCAGAGGAGUAGCCGCUUGCGCAAGCGUGCCUUGCGGCUGCAGCAGCUGAAGCAGAAGGAGGCCUUGCAGGCUGAGCAGCAGCGCCAGCGAGACCUGGAGCGCACACGGCAGUUGCAGCCACGUGUGGCCCCGCAGUUGGCUCCUCCUUAAAUGAGCUAGCCCAUCCACUGAACCUUCAUUGCCCAAAAUGCAGAGAAAAGAAGAUGCUACUACCUGCAAGAUGUUCCUCCUCCUGCUCUCUAAAUGAAACAAAUGACUGAUCCAGCUUGUAGGUGAGCCACGAUUGACUGAGCUUGCAAAGAGUUUUAUGACAGUAGGGAUCUUGGGCUUGUUGAUAUAUAUUCCAUGAGAGCGUGUGUUGUGCUGAGUACAUGGCACAAGAGUGAUAGCUGACAUGGUUAACUGCCGUCUUCCAGGAUAAGGUACUGUGGCGAUGCUCUUGAGCAUGUGUUUAACGAUGCACUUGGUAACCGGUGCCUGUAUAACUAUGUUCUCAGAAAUAAGGAGGCUGAAUGUUUAGCGCUAUACAGUGCUCAGUAAGUUAUACGAGAUACACCAUAAGUCCUCCUCAGUUGUACUAUAGCACUGCUUUCUGUGACAAAGCGGACAGUUACUGUGGAUAAAGGGGAAAUUAUGGCAAGAACAGCUCUAGAACUUUAGUAGUAGAUUUUAGAAGGCACGCCACUACAAAUUUGCAUAACCAUUGCCACGAAAGAUCCACCAUUGCAUGUUCCUUGGCAUUUCUUUAAAAGUUUCCUGGAACCCAAAUGAGGAGCGGCAAGGUGUACAAGUGUCAUUGUGAUAGUAAUGCAACAAUGGUGUACAUGUGCUCUGAACAUGGCGAGAUCGUUUGACAUGCGAUGCUGCUCGUCUGUUUGGUUUGUACUUCGUACUGUUCCUACUAAAAGACGUAACAUGCCUGUUUAGUUUUCGUGCAAAUUGUUUUGCUUAUUUAAACUGUUAUGAGAUGGGCCUGUCAUACCAUCAACAGCUUGUUUCUCCUACAUCAUGCUUGCCUGCAAACUAAAUCAGCACUUUAGUCUCUUGCAAGUCUAGAUGCACUAACAAAACACCUCGAGGGUGUCCAUCUCUACAAGCACUGCAAAGACAAUACAAUUUUAGGUUACUCAGAAAGGAGGUGUAUCCAGCAGUCAUAGAAGGAAUGUGCUUGGUGAAGGCAAGUCUGCCAGUGACAUGCAAGCAUCCCAUAUAACUAGCAAACAUUCCUGUGUGAUGACACUUUACAAAGGGCUUUCUUUUUCUGAUUUUUCGUUGAAUGUCGCCUCCUUUCACCACUUCACCUGACCAACUAUACCUCACACAGGGUAAGUGACAACUCAGGAUACAAUACAGUACAAAUACUAUGGGAUGUGCAAUAUGAAUCAGUUAUCAGACUGUCUAUGCAUGUGUGAAACCUUUUUUUUUUCCCCUCUGAACAAAAUGAUGUGCAAGAAGCCUCGCAAAUAAAUAGGACCUCAGCUGAUUUGAUUGGUGCACUGGAAAGUGAAUAUGAAAGGUUAUGUAUCGGCUUCAUAAAGUUAAGAAUUUUCAACCUUCUGUGCAACAGAAGGCAUGCACAGAUUGUUGCUUACUCCUGCACAAAAUUGUGAACUUAAAUAGAUUGAAUUUGUGAUGGUUAAUGUUUACUACUUCUUGUGUAAUAGAUUGUACUGCACAUGAUUAUGCAUUAAAAAUAUUUGCUCUUUGGCUUCCUCUGGUCAUCUAUCAUUUGCUCCUAAAAUCAUUGCCAAAUUUUGCUUGGUCAUACUCACACAUUUAAAUAGAAAUGUUUUUGUACAUUUCAUUUCUAUAGUGCCAAAAUGCUUUGUACGUGUUGAUGAGGAAUAAAAGCUAUGAAUGGCUUUUGUCUUCAGAAUAA